CCGACGAGGAAAAUAAAUUAAUAACGAGAAAUUCUCCACUGGUUGGAAAUCGAAAUCCAAUUAGUAAAUAAUUAAUAAUUAUCACAGGUGACGACCUGGGGAAGUUGUGGGAAACCCUCACUUCAAUAUUUGGAUUUGAUGACUUCCACAGAGGAGAGGACGUAGUCCUGGAAGUGGUGGAUGAGUCAUUGUUAAUGAAAGCAGACAAACUUAAAUACAAGCUUGGUAAAAACAUGAUGGUAGAUGGGCAAUGGGAAGCACUGAUAAAGUGGUAUGAGGACAAGCUCUUAAUAAACACACCACCCAUCAUGCCUAAAGUUUAUGAGGAACAUCCUAUAGCUAUUAUUGAGGUCAGUAAGGAAAGAGUUGACGAGGAGAGUGAGGACGAGGAAAAGGGUAAGAAUGACGAGGUCCAAAGGGAUGAAAAGACGAAUACAGGUCAGACGGCCGGACGAGUGGAUGAGCAAAAUGCAAUAAUAGCUAACACUCUCAAAUCAGGUAAUUCAAAACCCCAAAUUAAAAAAAUUGAACAUAUAGAAACGAAAGUUACGAUAAAAUCACCUGUAAAAGUUCACUCAAAUGAUCUGACGAAAACUAAAAUUAAUGAGAAACAAAAUGCAUUUCCAGUACAAGACAGACUUGAACAAGUAUGUGCAAAACUGGAUUCGGUCACCAAUGUACUUCUAAAAAUAACUAAAUUACAAACUAACACGGGUACAUUUUUAAUGGAAGCGAUAAAAGAAGUUAAAAAGGAAGUACAGGUGGGACGGAAUGAGAGAGAGGAUAGAAUUCAGAACAUUGAAGAGAAUAUGGAGAAGUUGUUGACUUGGGCUGACGAUCAGGACGAGAAGGAAGAGGCAAUAAGGAAACAGGACGAGCCAAGUAGCACAGAGGUGAGAACAGCAAAUCUGGCAUCCAAAGAUACUAGAUGCUACGAGUGUGGCGGAUUCGGUCAUCUCGGACGAGAAUGCCCUGGACGCGGACAAGGGAAAUUGUGCUAUUUGUGCAAAGAGUUCCGUCAUACCAGACGAGAAUGUCCGAAAUCAGGAAAGAAAAAUAAUUAAAGAUCAAAGCACUGUAUUAAAGGACUCAGCAGCAGUCGGGAGGGAGUGUUGAAAAGUGGCUCCAGGUACUGGUCCUCGUUACCUGUACUACGUUCUACCUCAUUACCAUUAACCUACAUUACCAUGUGCCUUGAUAAACUAUGUUACCAUAUAGCGAUACUGUUAAGAUGGAGACGAGACCGUGCGCAUGCGCAGCUCUCGUCUCGACACGUUGAGGCAUGGGGUGGCUCUUUCGUGUUCCACAAUGACUAGACGCAGGACGAGUCUGACGUAUGCAUU
Molecule: messenger RNA, 1343 nt
Organism: Diachasma alloeum
Lineage: Eukaryota; Metazoa; Arthropoda; Insecta; Hymenoptera; Braconidae
Exons: 4
Coding region: 195-1064 (289 amino acids)
Biological process (GO): positive regulation of cytoplasmic translation
Cellular component (GO): cytoplasm
Molecular function (GO): single-stranded RNA binding; zinc ion binding; mRNA binding
Source: RefSeq, a predicted model, not a curated record